This is a messenger RNA of Megalobrama amblycephala (Wuchang bream), 1530 nucleotides long. RefSeq names its product cyclin-dependent kinase 5 (gene cdk5). The record is from RefSeq and is a predicted model, not a curated record. Gene Ontology annotation, cellular component: nucleus; cytoplasm. Gene Ontology annotation, biological process: axonogenesis; neuron apoptotic process; protein phosphorylation. The coding region runs from base 182 to 1060 and encodes 292 amino acids. Gene Ontology annotation, molecular function: ATP binding; cyclin-dependent protein serine/threonine kinase activity. The transcript has 12 exons. Lineage: Eukaryota; Metazoa; Chordata; Actinopteri; Cypriniformes; Xenocyprididae.
UGAAGUGUGUCUCAGUAAAUCGCCAUCUUGAAACCAUUAUUGCUCUCUUCAUGUUGCGUACUACGCCCCUUGUUGAUAAAAAACGACAGUAAUCAGCUGUUAUUUAAACCUUUAUUUUAUAACGUAGGAAAAUAAUUAGCCAGGACGCUUUAUUUAAAAGCUGUUGUAACUGGCUAAAACCAUGCAAAAGUAUGAGAAGUUGGAGAAGAUAGGAGAGGGUACAUAUGGGACCGUUUUCAAAGCUAAAAACAGAGAAACGCAUGAGAUUGUGGCCCUCAAACGAGUGAGACUGGAUGAUGAUGAUGAGGGCGUUCCAAGUUCAGCAUUACGAGAAAUUUGCCUCCUGAAAGAACUGAAGCACAAAAACAUUGUAAGGUUGCAUGACGUCCUUCACAGUGAUAAGAAGCUCACAUUAGUGUUUGAGUUCUGCGAUCAGGAUUUGAAGAAAUACUUUGACAGCUGUAAUGGUGACUUGGAUCCAGAGAUUGUCAAGUCCUUUAUGUACCAGUUAUUGAAGGGUCUUGCCUUCUGCCACAGCCGAAAUGUUCUCCAUCGAGACCUUAAACCACAAAAUUUGCUCAUCAACAGAAACGGUGAACUGAAGUUAGCUGACUUUGGCUUGGCCAGAGCGUUUGGAAUACCUGUACGAUGUUAUUCUGCUGAGGUGGUGACGUUGUGGUACAGGCCACCGGAUGUGCUAUUUGGUGCUAAGCUAUACUCUACCUCUAUUGACAUGUGGUCUGCAGGAUGUAUAUUUGCAGAACUGGCAAAUGCAGGACGGCCCUUAUUCCCUGGUAAUGACGUGGACGACCAGCUAAAGAGGAUCUUUAGAUUGCUGGGAACACCGACAGAAGAACAAUGGCAGACCAUGAAUAAACUUCCAGAUUAUAAGCCGUACCCAAUGUACCCAGCUACUACAUCACUUGUGAAUGUCGUCCCGAAACUCAGCAGCACUGGCAGAGACCUUCUACAGAAUCUUCUGAAAUGCAAUCCAGUACAGCGAAUUUCAGCAGAGGAAGCCCUACAGCACCCUUACUUUGCCGAUUUCUGCCCACCCUAAAUGUCAGAUCACCACAACUUCAUUUAGGAACAGAUGAUGGGCCAAUCUUACCUCGUAAAACCCCUUCAACACCUCCAUCUUUCAGCUCCGCUCACUUCUGCUAGAUUGAGGGACCGUGAAACACUCCUUCCCCUAAAAGUUUAUGAUUUGAUCAUAUGGAUAUGAUUAUGAUAGUGACACUCUCUAAUGCAGAGUGUGGUGCUGUUAUCCUACAUAAACCAUGUGUUUGACUAGAGUCUCCAAAAAUACCUUUAUUAUAUUAGUGUGUUCUUAAAGGAACAGUUCACCCAAAAAUGAACAUUCUGCACAUGGAAAUAAGCUGCAUGAAUAUUCCUCCGCAUACAGGCGGAACGAGUGAAUAAAUGUUGACCAGAUUUUCAUUUUUGGGUGAACUAUUUGUUUAAAUGUAGGGCUGUCAAACGAUUAAUCGCGAUUAAUCGCAUCCAUAAUAAAAGUUUGUGUUUACAUAA